Messenger RNA from Hevea brasiliensis (rubber tree), 1958 nucleotides. RefSeq names its product F-box/LRR-repeat protein 13-like. The coding region runs from base 188 to 1846 and encodes 552 amino acids. Gene Ontology annotation, molecular function: protein binding. NCBI's taxonomy places the organism in Eukaryota, Viridiplantae, Streptophyta, Magnoliopsida, Malpighiales, Euphorbiaceae. The transcript has 3 exons. The record is from RefSeq and is a predicted model, not a curated record.
AUUAGUCUAAUACAUUGACCUGUUAAUCCAAUUGUAGUUGCUUCUGCUUUUCUCUUUUAAUCCAAAUUUAUUUCUAUUUACUAAUCCAAGAUGGACAUGGAAACCUAUGCUAAACUAUUUUAGCUCAGAAUCUUAAAUUCUAAUCAAAUCAGAAGGAUCUGUGCUGACAGUUGGUCGCGGUACGAGUAUGGACGAGAGGGUAGAAGCAGCAGUGGAUUAUAUUUCUCUACUGCCAGAGCAUAUAUUACACCAUAUCUUGUCUUUUCUCCCCAUCAAACAAAUUGCGAAAACCAGUGCAUUGUCAAAGACUUGGUGUCAAGCAUGGAACGCGUUCCAGAUUUUGGAAUUUGAUUUUAACGCUAUUUUUAGUGGCAAUCGAAAUCUUUACCGCUAUCCAGAUUUAGAGAACAACAGACAGAAGUUGUAUGACACUGUUGAACAGAUUUUGUUACGCCGUCGCAGGCAGAUGAUUACUCUCACCAAGUUCACAGUUAUCGUUCCUGCGGUUUACCAAAGACCAGAAGUAGUAUCCACUAUGGACAGAUGGAUUUGCCAUGCCUUGGGGAGUCAUGUAAAAGACCUAAAAAUUGCAGUUGGUCCAUCCGGCAAUGAAGAAGAGUACUCGUACAGCUUGCCUCAACCUGUUUUUAAUGCAAUUUCAAUACAGGUCUUGGACUUGGACAACUGCAAGUUGAAGCUGCACCCUGGCGGAGAUAUAAAAUUACCUUCCUUGAAAAAACUGUCUCUUACUACUGUUUUUGCAGAUGAUAUCGUAGUCAGCAAACUUUUGGCUGGCUGUCCUCUGAUUGAAGACUUAAAUUUCAUUUGGUGCUUUGGUUUCAAGACUCUACAAAUACUUGAUCAUCAUGCUAAUCUCUUAAAACUCCGCGUGGAAUGGCUUGAACAUCUUGAACAAAUUAAGUUGGAAGCACAUAAUCUCCGUUCAUUGGAACUGCAUGGUCCAUCUUGGCCUUCUAGAUUGGAGGUGGUCUCCUUGAAAAAUUUGACGAGCUUAAUAAUAUCUAAAGCUCCUAUUACUGAUAAGUGGCUGAAUGAGCAAUUGAAUAAAUUUGCUCACCUGGAAAACCUGGAUUUGUUUAGUUGCCCUAUGUUGACGAGUAUUAAGAUUUGGAGUUCCCAUAUUCAUACACUUCACAUAAGUUCUUGCAAAGAGCUAGCAAGAAUUGAGAUUGAUACGCCUAAUUUAAGCAUCUUUUCAUACUCUGGCGAUAUAAUUUCAUUUUCUUCAAAUGAUUUGAUCCUAUCCGAGGUUAUGUUGUGUUUAGAAUCUAAAAUUAUGGAUGUUUCUUGGUACAUUAGAUGGAUUGAAUUUCUCGAUAAGUUCAACCAACAUUGCAAGGUACUGAAUUGGAAGUUGACAAGUGGAACAGGAAAGAGCUUUCUUAUUCCAAAGGAAAUAAGACAAAUAUUAUCCCCUCCAUUAUGUAAAGUGAAAGAAUUGAAGCUUUCAAUUUCAAAUCAAGAUGAGAGUUUUACAACUGCUGAACUUGUGGAUGCUAUGCUCUGGAUUUCUCCUCAUCUGCAAAGUCUACGCAUAUAUUCCAGCUUAAAAUCUUUUUUUAAGUUUUCAUAUAAGCAGCCAACAAAUGAAGGAGAAAGUGGUUGUUACAAGUCUCUCCCUGUUUCAUGCUGGAACCAUUGUAUGGAGGAAGUAAAUAUCAAGCAAAUUUCUUAUGCUGUGAUACCAACCUGGCAUUAUUACACAGAGGAUGUACAGAUGAAGCCAAUCUCUAAUCAUGAAGAAAGGAGUUACAUUUUGAAGCAAGACAUUUGGGAGAAGAUUGAAAGUGGUCUUUUAGAUUGGGCUCCUGAAUGUCUAAUUUAAGCCCCAAAAUCCAUCACACUGUUCUUAUUACUUUAAUGUCUAAAUCUUUAAAGAUAUUCAUGUGUUAAUAAAUAUUUUAUUUUUCCCUUUUUAUGUACUCCAUUUCUGUAAA